AUGCCUAAGCUAGCAGGCUACAAGCGCAUAAUUCUUUGCGCCGACGGAACAUGGCUGGCAUCUGAUGAGGGAGACAAGUCUGUGCCAUCAAACGUUGCGAAGAUCGCCCGAGCAAUUGCGACCAGUGGCCCCGAUGCCGAUGGCAAUAUUGUGAAGCAGAUCGUGUCGUACCAUUCCGGCCUAGGAUCCGGAGACCUUCCGUUCCAAAAGGCCAUAUAUGGCGGCAUCGGCUGGGGAUUAGACGUCGACGUGUGCCAGAUCUAUGAUUUCAUCUCUAAUAACUACGAUCCUGGCGACGAGUUGUUCUUUUUCGGCUUCUCGCGCGGAGCCUUCACAGUGCGUUCAGUCGCUGGCCUGAUAAGUGACAUCGGUGUCCUCUCUGCAGUGCACAUGUCGCAUUUUGCAGAAAUGUGGAAGGCCUACCGUGAGAAUACGGACGGAGAGCCUUUCGAGAAAACGCCGUGGUAUCAGCAGAAUAAGGACAAGCUGCGCUUGAUAGAUGAUCUUAGGAUUAAAGUUGUUGGGGUUUGGGACACUGUUGGUGCUCUGGGAAUCCCUGAAUGGCCGCUUGUCAGAUUGGCCACAAAAGCUGGCAUCGCAAUCAACAAACAGUACGCAUUUCACAACACGAACUUAUCAAAAAAUUUAGACUAUGCCUUCCAAGCCCUUGCCAUUGACGAGGAACGACAAACCUUUCUUCCUACCCUCUGGCAUAAGACUAUUGACGCCCCGGCUAAGGAUCUACAACAAUGUUGGUUUCCCGGCGUUCACGGCAACAUCGGUGGGCAAGCAGAAGAUCCACGUACCGCUGGUGACCAUGAAGAGAUCGGCGAUAUCACAUUUGCAUGGAUGGUGGACAAUCUCUCCGACAUGCUGACCUUUGAAGAGGUCGCGAUCAAAGUACUCAUCCAGCAGCACCAGUACGCGCUGGCCGAGAACAACACCAAAAAUAAAGUUACAGACGGCUGGGGCUGCGGGCCCAUCGUUUCUAAUUUCUCUGGCCUGCAAGGCACCUUCUUCCGUAUUCUUGGCAAGCAAGACCGCACGCCGGGUAACUACCCGCGGGGCCCAGGUGACGGAAGUGGUGGCGCCACAAACGAGUAUUUCCAUCCGAUUGCCCGGAUACGGAAGAGUAAACUCUCUAAUUACAGUCCAAUGUCGCUUUACGGGUAUUCCCUCGAGGAGCCUGAUGGUGAUGCCGGCUGGAGGUGGGACAAAAAGGGCGGACAGGCAAUACCCGAGUAUGUGAUGCGCCCAGAGAAGAAAAUGAGUGUGGUGCACCAGGGGGACUAUAAAACUACGGGUAGCUUGUCAAGGUUGCUGUGUCCGAAGGUCCUUCUCGCAGAUCUUGAUAGGGAUAAUGGCGUGCGACCUGAGUGA
Messenger RNA from Penicillium samsonianum, 1380 nucleotides. RefSeq names its product T6SS phospholipase effector Tle1-like catalytic domain-containing protein. The coding region runs from base 1 to 1380 and encodes 459 amino acids. The transcript is spliced from 5 exons. NCBI's taxonomy places the organism in Eukaryota, Fungi, Ascomycota, Eurotiomycetes, Eurotiales, Aspergillaceae. The record is from RefSeq and is a predicted model, not a curated record.